Messenger RNA from Melopsittacus undulatus (budgerigar), 578 nucleotides. Its product is annotated as NACHT, LRR and PYD domains-containing protein 12-like. Lineage: Eukaryota; Metazoa; Chordata; Aves; Psittaciformes; Psittaculidae. The transcript has 3 exons. Gene Ontology annotation, cellular component: cytoplasm. Gene Ontology annotation, molecular function: protein binding. The coding region runs from base 1 to 564 and encodes 187 amino acids. The record is from RefSeq and is a predicted model, not a curated record.
AUGGCACACACAGGCAUCCCUGAAUAUCCCCCUGGCAUCCUCCUGCCACCCCACAGCAUCCCUGGGCAUUCCCCAGUCAACCAAACCCCCGGGGUGGAUGGGAGCACUGGAACGGUACCCAAAGGGGUCCCCUGGGUUGGCAUCACCCCUGUGCUCCGGGCUGGGGACCACGGUGGGGUGGUCCUGGGGGUCCCCAGGCUGUCUCUGAGGCUCUUUCCCUGCAGUCUGCGCUAUUCCCGGCUCACCAGCGCCUGCUGCCAGGACCUGGCCGCUGUGCUGAGCACCAGCCCGAGCCUGGAGGAGCUGGAUCUGUCCUUCAGCGAUGGGCUGCGGGAUGCGGGUGUGGAGCUGCUGUGCCAGGGGCUGCAGCCCCGUUCCUGCCGCCUGCGGACCCUGCGCCUGGGGAGCUGCCGCCUGACGGGCGCCUGCCGCCGAGCGCUGGCUAUGGGGACCCCCCCGCUCACCUGCCUGGACCUGAGCGACAAUGAACUGGGAGCUGAUGGGGUCCUGGAGCUCUGCCGGUGGCUCCGGAGCCCCUCCUGCCCCCUGCGGACACUGGGGUAAGGGGAUGGGGGUCC